CAGGAUCUCCAAACGUGGGUGAAUGGUGCUAACGAAAAUGGCUUUGUCCUCGUCUCAUUUGGAGCUGGAGUGAAAUACCUGUCAGAAGAUAUAGCAAAUAAGUUAGCACAUGCUCUGGCGAGGCUGCCUCAGAGAGUUAUUUGGAGGUUUUCAGGAAAAAAACCAAGGAAUUUAGGCAACAAUACAAAGCUUAUAGAAUGGUUACCACAAAAUGAUCUCCUUGGUCACUCUAACAUUAAAGCUUUUCUUAGUCACGGAGGUUUGAACAGCAUUUUUGAAACCAUGUACCAUGGGGUCCCGGUGGUGGGCAUUCCCCUUUUUGGAGACCAUUAUGAUACUAUGACUCGUGUGCAGGCCAAAGGCAUGGGAAUAUUGUUGAACUGGAAGACUGUCACUGAGAGUGAAUUGUAUGAAGCCCUAGUAAAAGUUAUUAAUGACCCCAGCUACCGGGAGCGGGCUCAGAGGCUGUCUGAGAUUCACAAAGACCAACCUGGUCAUCCUGUUAACCGCACUGUAUACUGGAUUAAUUACAUCCUCCGUCACAACGGAGCCCAACAUCUACGUGCUGCUGUUUACAGCAUCUCUUUAUAUCAGUAUUUCUUACUGGAUAUUGCCUUUGUUGUACUAGUGGGUGCUGCCUUACUUUAUUAUAUUUUGGCUAGGAUAACAAAAUUUAUCCGCAAACAAAGCAAACAUCUUUGGUCAAAUGAGGAACAUAGCACUGUUAAUGGACAUUGCCAGAAUGGGAUACCAAAUGGCAAGUAUAGAAGAAAUGGCCACAUUAAGCAUGAAAAAAAGGUGAAAUGAGCCAACUGCCCCAUGUAAAGUAGUAAUGAAUCAGAUCAGUAAUCAAAUUUUAUCGCUGUAACUUAGUCUAACAACUACUUAAAACCUCAAUAAGCAGUUCUAACACUCCCCUUCAGUAUGUAAUAUUAUGUGACAAAAUUCUACAGAACUAAGAAGUCUUUAAGAAAAAAAAAAGGCAAGCACAAACUGAAAUGGAAAAUAUUUUAUUCUUAAUACUGAUGCAGAGAAGUUAUUUUGGCACUGAAGUUUUUAGGAGCCUUAAUUCUCUAAAGUUAUACUAUGACUGUAUUUAUGAAUUUUUGGUUUUUAAAAGCUAAAUGUGUGUCCCCAUGAGGAAAGGUUUCUUUUUAUUUGAAGAAGGUUUUUUUUCCUUUUAUUUUUUUAUUAUUUUAAUAUAUCCAUCUUUUAGCUGAGAGAACUUUAGUGCUAGCUCUGGGUUUCCUUUGUUGAAGGUUCAACAUGUUGUGUAAGAAUGCUGUUUAAAAAAAAAAAAAAAUUUCCCAGUCUUUGUGCAAGAAAUGGCAAGUUGUGGACUGAGAACACAGACAUUAAAAAAAAAAAUUAAAUCAUAAAGUGAGCACUGAAGUAAAAUAGCAAAAAUAUGUACAUGUUUUACUGAUAAGCUGCAUGGCUUCUGCUCACUACCAG
Molecule: messenger RNA, 1455 nt
Organism: Antrostomus carolinensis (chuck-will's-widow)
Lineage: Eukaryota; Metazoa; Chordata; Aves; Caprimulgiformes; Caprimulgidae
Product: 2-hydroxyacylsphingosine 1-beta-galactosyltransferase
Exons: 4
Coding region: 283-807 (174 amino acids)
Biological process (GO): galactosylceramide biosynthetic process
Cellular component (GO): endoplasmic reticulum
Molecular function (GO): N-acylsphingosine galactosyltransferase activity
Source: RefSeq, a predicted model, not a curated record